Molecule: messenger RNA, 2662 nt
Organism: Aspergillus alliaceus
Lineage: Eukaryota; Fungi; Ascomycota; Eurotiomycetes; Eurotiales; Aspergillaceae
Product: flavin-containing monooxygenase
Exons: 6
Coding region: 385-2130 (581 amino acids)
Molecular function (GO): flavin adenine dinucleotide binding; NADP binding; N,N-dimethylaniline monooxygenase activity
Source: RefSeq, a predicted model, not a curated record
GUUGCGUCGUUGCGUCGUUGCGUCGUUGCGUCGUUGCGUCGUUGCAGAUGAGCAGCCAAUUUUAUCCAUUAUGUAAACCAGUUGUUGCGCUAAGCCCUGUUGGGUACGCCACCAAGGGGGGCCUUAGGCCAACAUGUGCCGUGCCAGGGUACAGACUGCAGAGAAGGUAGGAAAAGACAGAGCUGCGGAGAAGCUUCACUCCUCUUACCUCGGUCCGUCCCUCUGCUUUCGGUCCUAAGUACCACCCUCACCUCGUGCGGGGCAAACGAUCCCUGUAGGACAAGAAAAGAAAAAACAAAUAAAGAGGAUUUAAUAUGCAGACAACAUGCGACCGCGCUGCUCCCCCUUUUCCUCCCCCAUAUCUUUCCAUCUGAGACGACCAAAAUGACGGGCGUUCAGACAACUCGUCCGGUCGGAAACCAGGACUAUACGUCCUCUACCGUCACCAUCAUAGGGGCUGGCCUAUCCGGUCUCUGUAUAGCUAUUGAUAUUCUCAAACGAGAGCAGUGCCGCAACAUCGUCAUCCUGGAGAAAGGCAGUCAAGUCGGAGGCACCUGGAAUGAUAGCAGAUACCCCGGGUGCGCCUGCGACGUAUGGGCUGCGUUGUACAGCUUCUCGUUUGAACAGAAGACCGAUUGGUCGAGAGAAUACCCGGGUCAGGAAGAGCUGCGGGACUAUGUGAUACACGUCGCGGAGAAAUACAGUCUGUAUAAGUACAUUCGCUUCAACACGACGGUGCAAGAGGCUCGCUGGGACGACAAGCAGCUCCAGUGGAAGGUCAACGUGGCCGUGUCUGGGGCCAAAGACAGUCAGUUCCACGAAACAUAUCAAAUCACCACCAACUUCCUUGUAUCAGCGGUAGGUCAGCUCAAUGUCCCCAGCUGGCCCUCUAUUCCCGGACUCGACGACUUCACCGGCAAAUUGAUGCACUCCGCCCGGUGGGACUGGACGUAUGAUUUCACCGGCAAACGCGUCGCCAUCAUUGGAAAUGGCGCCACCUCCGUCCAGAUCGUCCCCGAGCUGGCCAAGUCUGUCUCGCAACUCACAGUGUACCAACGUACACCUAACUGGAUUAUCCCCCGAUACGAUGCAGAUGUCUCGUCUUUGCAGAAACUCCUUCUCUCGUAUGUACCUCCCGUCCGUUGGUGCAAACGCGCCGUCAUGAUGCAACUCCGCGAGGCAACUCAUGAUCCCAUCGUUAAAUCCGACUCGGCUUUGGCAAAUUUUAUGCGGAAGAUGGCCGUCGAUGCGAUGAAGAGUCAGCUGCGCGAUAAGCCCGAGCUGUGGGACCAACUGAUACCAAAUUACUCCCCUGGUUGCAAGCGUGUUAUCGUAUCCGACGACUAUUUUGUUACCUUGAACAAGAAGAACGUGGAUCUCGAGACUCGGCCAAUCCAGCGCGUGACGGAGUCUGGAAUCGAGACGGCCGAUGGUGAUCUCCGGGAGUAUGACCUCGUUGUCGUGGCGACGGGAUUCCGGACGGUCGAGUUCAUGCAUCCCAUCCAGGUAUACGGACGAAACGGACGUCCGGUGUCGGAUGUGUGGAAGGAGGGAGCCACGGCCUACUACGGCGUCACCGUUGAGGACCUUCCCAACUUUGGUAUGCUGUAUGGGCCGAACACGAACCUGGAAAAAAUCUUGGACUCAUCGUGUGCAGGUCACAAUUCGAUCAUCUUGAUGAUCGAGGCACAGUCGCGUUACUUGAGCACCCUGAUCGGUGAGGUGGUGCGGGCCAAGGCUCGAGGAGACUCACUAGCCUUGCAGCCCCGGACGGAUGUAGUGUCGAUGUUCAACGAUCGCAUUCAGGCGGAGUUGGGGAAGAGUAGCUUCGCUGACCCGAACUGCCAUAGCUGGUAUAAGUUGGACGACGGUCGUAUCACCAACAACUGGCCGGGCCGGGUGGUCCAGUAUCAGAAGGAGAUGUCGCAGGUGCGAUGGGAGGAUUAUCUCGUCGAGGGAACGGGCAAGUCCCGGGUGGACAGUAAGAAAACGACAAAUAUCGGUCGUAUUCAGGAGGAACUGCCCGUACGCACGGCGACGUUGGUGCUGGGAGCUUUGGGGGUAGCAUUAGCGAUGGGAGGGUACUAUAUGAAUGGACCGAGUGCUUUGCUAUCGCGGCGGCGUUGGUAAUCGGUUGGCUAUCGGUCAACUGUUAUUCGCAGGCUGCUCGCUUCCUUCUCCGUCUUUUGCCGGAUAACGGGUCUGACCUUUAUGUUUUUGUUGCUAUUUUCCUAUUCCACAAUUGGUCGCCAACAUAAAUACCACGCUACUCAGACUGUUUUGAUGACGCAUGACAUGACCAAUGGCUCUUGCAGGUGCAUCGCAUGGGAUACUAGUAUCUGGGAAGAUGUAGCACGUUAAUUUGAGUUUGCAAAGAACCUUGCUAUACUGCUAUGUGGUCUCAGACUGAAACGCAACCUGUGUGACCUCUUCACCAGGAGAGCAGGGAAGACCCAUGCCAUGUAAUGCUUCUGUAGUAUCCCUGUCCUGGCUUCAAUCAGAUAACUUUAACCAGAUGGCAUGAAUGAAUGUCCAGGACAAGUCAAUAGGGCAAUUCCGUGAGUUUUCUGGAGCUGUGGUUUCGGCUGUCCUAGUGCUUAUAUGUAAGGGACUUCUUGACCUACAGUCAGGUUACGUUAAAAUAUAUAAUAGCGGAGAUACC